Messenger RNA from Cercopithifilaria johnstoni, 756 nucleotides. The record is from the annotation of a GenBank genome assembly. Lineage: Eukaryota; Metazoa; Nematoda; Chromadorea; Rhabditida; Onchocercidae.
AUGUCAAAAUACGCCGUCAGAAACAACAGAAACAGUGGCAGUAAUUACAAUACAGGAACCUAUAACUAUAGCCAUAGGGACGAUAGUAACCUGAAUGGUGAAACUGUGAAUGAUUUACCGAAGUCAACCUGGUUCCCAAGUGCAACAUCAAGUUUAGAGGAUAAAUAUAAUCGUAGUAUUUUUCCGGAUGGGCCAAUGGCGAUUAAUUUUGAAAAAUAUAUCCAUAACAUAUUCCGUCCGGGAAAUAAGUUGCCAAAAUUGUCCACUACUUCGGAUAACUCGAUUAGUGCCCACAGUAUGCUUCGAGUUCAUGAUCUACUUGGUUCUGCUGCUCUAAAUGAAUCCUUCGAUGAAGAUAUCCUGAAAGCGAAGUCAGAGAAAAUGUUCAGUGAGCAUGGCUUAAUAGGAAGUGAGGAAUACUUACCCUACUCCUCCUACUAUCCCACAAAUAGCACCAACUCGACUUAUGUUUCAACUGUAUCGUCACCUUUCCAAAGUAAGGAUAGUUAUACAUCAUAUCGAAAGAAAGCCAAUGAUGAGUGGAAACGGAAUAACAAACAGAUGAUUAUUGAUUACAAAGGAUCCGAUAUUACUCCAUUAACCCCAUACAUGUUCGCCGAACAUCCGUAUGUUCGUAAGCAGGAUUCACGUAUUGUUUGCUCGAAUUUCGUCCAGAUAACAUCACGACCGAAAGAUCGCUUCCUGGAAAAAAUUGAUCGAACACUUGCCGAAGUUCGAGCUAUGCCACGAUUUUAA